This is a messenger RNA of Daucus carota subsp. sativus, 1223 nucleotides long. RefSeq lists its product as uncharacterized. Bases 231 to 1136 code for a protein of 301 amino acids. The record is from RefSeq and is a predicted model, not a curated record. The transcript is spliced from 7 exons. Lineage: Eukaryota; Viridiplantae; Streptophyta; Magnoliopsida; Apiales; Apiaceae.
GCAGAUAAGUGUUUUAUCAUCUGUCUCUGAGUUGUACUUCCUUCGAUACAAAAAAAAGCUGUUGUGAUAAGAAGCACGAAAGCCUGCGCAAUCAAUAAACCCUAAAAUCCAUCCUAUUUUCACGUCAAGGAUUUGUGUAUAUAUAUUCUACAAGAGCGUAUGUCUUUACCAGUUCGAGUCUGCAACUUUUAUAUCUACAUACUCAGUGUUUCAGAUUGUAACCAAGAAGGAUGCAGGGAAUCAUGUAUGACCAUAUUCAAAAUCUUGACAAGUCGAGGACCAAUUGGAGGAUUAAAGUUCGAUGUACAAGAUUCUGGCAAACAGUAUCCAACGAUAACAACGCGGUCAAGGGAUACAACUUCAUUCUUCUGGAUGAUGAUAAUUCUCAUAUUCAUGCUUAUGUCUACCCUAAUAACUGGAGCGCUAUUGGGAAAGAGGUGGUUGAAGGGAACGUAUACGUUUUUCAGAACUUCCAAGUACGAGAUUCUACUGGAAAAUUGAAGCCCGUGUCAACCAAGCUAUGCAUUCGUUUGCUCAGUUCAACAACUAUUGAAGAACAGUCCAAUGAUCACUUGAUACCCCGCUACAAAUUCGAAUUCAUGGACUUUGGCGAUAUAAAUGAAGAGAGCAAGAAAGUUGUUGGUGAUGAAAACCCUGAAUAUGCAAUAGAUAUUAUCGGGGUAAUUGAGCACUUUGACAAGAUGAAGAAAAUUGACACUAGGAUAGGAAAGAGGGAGGUGACUAGAUUUGUAAUAUCUGAUGGGAGCAUACCUCAUAAGGUUACUCUUUGGGGUGAGUUGGCAAUAGCUGUCAGCUCUGAUUACUACAAGCCUGAGAUUGAACAGCCUGUCAUCUGUAUCCUUACCAGCGCAAAGAUUGGCACGUUCAUGGACAAUGUAUCUGUCGGUACCCUGCCGUCAACAAGGGUUUUUUUUAAUCUUGAUAUCGAGCCUGUUGUUGAAUUCAGGAACCGUCUAAUUGAGGGAGGCUAUAGACCAGGGGUAGGAAAUACCAAUGUCAGUAACAACUAUGCACCUACUCUGGAGCAUGUGUCAUUUGCGGAUCUUAUUGCUAAUCCUGAAACUAUGUUCGCGAAGGCAAGUUUUAUGGGUUCAACUGUAGAAUCACUUGCCUAAUAUUGUUUUAAAUUUCAAUUCUCAGUAAGUUAGCUUUUUACUGUCAUGCAUCUUUUUACAGAAAGCUGUUUUGGCGACCUUUAAUGU